Molecule: messenger RNA, 2649 nt
Organism: Seriola aureovittata
Lineage: Eukaryota; Metazoa; Chordata; Actinopteri; Carangiformes; Carangidae
Exons: 5
Coding region: 337-1602 (421 amino acids)
Source: RefSeq, a predicted model, not a curated record
AGACAGAGACAGAGAGGGAGAGAGAGGGAGAGAGAGGGAGAGUCCAGCGUGCUGCAACAACUCAACUUGCAGUGGAGGGAGCGUAGAGGACGCAUGUGGCAAGUCGCAGCUGGUCUGUGUGUGUGUGUGUGUGUGUGUGUGUGUGUGUGUGUGUGUGUGUGUGUGUGUGUUGUGUGUGUGUGUGUGUGUGUGUCUGUGUGUGUGCAUGGAUGUAAACCCUGCUGCUCUUUCAGUGAACGCAUAGAUGAGAUGAGAGGACGUUCGGCUGGUUGAGACGGGAGAACACAGCUGGCACACAUCUUCUGGCACACUCACAGUAUCAUUCCUGCUCGACGGAUGGACGGGCUGCAGGCGGAAAAUGCUGGAGUUGGCGGCAUCGGGGAGAACGCGGAGGAAAAGUACCGCGCUCUCGCCUAUGACACUGCUCUGAGCACUUUGGUGGCAGUGGCGGUGUACGUGUUGGUGAAAGUGAGCCUGGACGGUAUCAGACAGUGGCGGGCCAGAAUCUCGGUGCUCAUCGUGGGUUCGGGACCCGUGGGGCUGACGGCCGCGCUGGUCGCUGUCCGCUCCGGGAAGGUCCUGAAACUGACCGUGCUGGACGAGAGGUACCGGACUGCUCUGCUCUGCCGGCCCCAGCAGAUCGCCCUGGAUCCCCGCAGUGUGAAGUUUCUGCUGGGACUCGGGGUGGACUUUGAUAACAUGGAGGGCUGCUGGCACAACGAACAUUUCUUCACCAGGAUAGGCGUGUUUCAGGAGUACCUGCUGAGCAUCCUGGAGCAGAAGAAACAGAAGGUGGACGUCAAGGUGCAACUCGGAACCAAGUUCACAGAGGAAUACCUGCGCCGCAUCCCACACAAUGACUGGCCGAGUGUGAUUGUGGUGGCUGAUGGGUCGUGUGGCGAGUCCUGCUCUGUGCUGGGCAUCAGCUCUGACUACACUGUGGAGUCCUGCCAUGCCUAUGGAGCGAAUGCAACUAUAGAGAGACUAGACCAGAGACAGGUACCCACUCCUGAGAUCCGCGCCCACAGCCUCUACUUUGACCUGUCCGCUUACGGAGUGGAGGCCCUCCGAGAGCACCGAAACCCAACCACCAAACCCGGCUUCCACCUGAAGAUCUAUGGCACCUUCAGGAACCGCUACAUGGCCCUGGUCUGCCCCACCUCUGACACCAAGAUGGUUCGCUUCCUCAGGCACACGGCCAACUCCUCUGUCAUGAAGAACAUUUUCCACCAGUCCUUUAACGCCUAUAAGACGGACAUAGAGCCUCGCCUCAGUGAUGUGACACUCCACCACAUGCAGUGCAGCCGCCGUCUCUUUGAGAUCCAGCUGUCACACAGACGCAUCAGUGCUGCUUACAUUGAAGGGGACAACGUGGCGGUCACUGUGGAGGGGGAGGCAGCACGUGUCCUCAACUUUGACACAGGUUGUGGGGUAAAUCUCGGUAUGCGAGGUCUGGAGUCAAUGGGGACGUUCAUUUACCGAACAGCCACCGCUGUGGACCAGAAUGAUAUUCUAGAGGCGCUGUCGGCUAAGAUGCAGCACUCCAGACAUGUGGCUGAGACCUUCAAACAGACAGGCCUGGCUGAAUCAAUGUAUGAAUGAAAUAGAAGGACGUCCCGGUGAAUGCAUAAUGCCACCUAGUGGAAAGUGGCGGUGGAUAAUUUGUGUUUACAGUGAAUGUUUACAAUGAAUCAUCAGUCUGAUGCUGAAAUGGACCACUAAUGGUUACAUGCUGAAUGGAGCUGAAUGAGCGUGAGCUGUGAACAGAUGGAUAAUGGAUGUAAACAUGUGCCCAUAAGUCUUUGUGACAUUCAGUGAGUAGAUCUACUCUUAAUCGAUGGAGCGAGAAUAAUACAGGCCACAUUUCGUCUUGUAUAUUUGGAGCUGUUCUGAUUUUCAGGUUACAAAGCUUGAUAAUACAGAGACCUGUGUCAGAAAGAGACGGAUCAUCUCUUACAGCUGAAGUGAAACAAUAUACUUUACAGUGGAUUUUGAUUUCUCCAAAGUGAAAGAAUGUACUUCUAGCUCUAAGAGACUAGUCGGGGGAAUAAAUGAAAACUGUAUGAUCUUUACCAUUUUCAUCACUGUCAUCUUUUCCUUUGAUUAGGGAAAGGAUUGACUCACUUUGUCAAAACUGAGCUUGACUGUGCUCUGUGGACAGCGCAUCAAUGAGAAAUGAGACUCUGCCAUCAUAAGCUAGGCUAAGUGAAAAAUGUAUAAAACUGUUAUUGUCCACGAUUUAACAAGGGACACACAUGUAGACAGACGAUGUAGUGAGGAGGCAGCUGCUCCAAAGUGUUAUUUUCAAGCCUUUUGUCUUUGUGUUGGCUUGACAAGGCGGUGAUAAUUGUGGCGAUGACGUGUUGAGGUAUUUGCUACAGUGGCCUAUUUUUGUGUGUGUGCCUUGUAAAUUAAUAUUUUUGGCAUAUUUCAAAAAUAGGGGACUGCAACCACAUUAUGGGCAAACUAUAUUAUCAUAAAUUCAUUUUGCUGGCACCACAUUUUCACUCUUCUUUUUAAUAUUUUGCUCCAGGUGAUCUGAAAGGACUCAAGUAUCAUCCAUGAAGUAUAAUAUUAUAAAUGAAGGAGAGUAUGUUGAUAAUAAUGUCCUGCUCCUGUUGAAGUGCCAAUAAAGACGGUCACACAUUG